AUGAUCAGAACUGUGUUACAUAAUUCAAGAGCUCUAACCAGUGGAAGACGAUUCUUAUCCACAUUAUUGUCAAAAAAUCCCGACAAAAUCACCCUUGAAGAUCUUAAAGCAUCAAAUCAAGAUGAUAUCGCCGGGCGAAUGUCAUUGAUUAAAUCGAUUAAUCUUUCAGCCAACUCCAAUAAGCAACAAUUAAUUAAUGAAUUAAUACCCGAUUUCUCGAUAUAUUUCAAAUUAGAUCCUGCAAUUAAAAAUACCAAUGAAGUUUUACUGAGAAUUAUUCAGGUUAAUCCCGGAAGAGUUCACUCAUCGUGGGAACUUUUUCAACUACAUUCUUCAAAUUUAGAUGAAAUAAGUGUUUCAUUGAUCAAGAAUUUAUUAAAUAAGUUGAUAACUGGCGAGGCGGUUGAUCAGAGCGAGAAUUAUAUUAUUGAUUUUGAUAACUUACAUAGGUUACAGACUUUGUUAACGGAUCAUAUUGUAAGUGAUAUUUCCCAAUAUGAAUCCGAUUUGAUUCAAUUAUUAGAUAAAUUGAUUCAAGAUGAUUCAGUUGCAUUUAUAGGCUUUUUAAUCAACGACAUAUUAUCACCACCGUUUAUUGUUGAAUAUAUGAAAACAUUCCAUGAUAGAAACACUCCAAGUGAGAAUUGUGUUUUCUUGCUUAUGGUUGAAAAGGUAUUAGAAGAAGAUCCAACCUUAUUAACAACGGAACAAUACAUAAAGGCAUUAGAUAUUAUAAAUUUAAAGCUGGAACAACUAGAACCAAUCAUGUCUAAACAAGUCGAACUUUCUAAACAUCUAUCAAUUGAAUUCAAACCAUCCAUCGUUAGAGAUUUAGAUAAGAAGAUCUUGAAAUAUAUCCAAGAAUCAGAUAUAGAUCUUGAAGCUGGGAAUAUCCUCUUGAGACAAAAAAUCAUUGAAUCCUAUGGAAUAUUUAGUAAUGAUACAGAACUGGCUUUGAAGAAGUUCCAUCAAUAUCAAACACAUGCAAGUUAUGGCAUUGAAUUUGUUGGCGCAACAUUGGCGAAGGUGUUUGGAUACCAGGCCAUCAAUCAGAAUAAAGAAAUUUAUGCCGAAGUUGCAGCCACAUUGGCCCCUCCCGAUUCAAUGACUGUCAGAUUAUUGCAAUCCUUAAUUAUUUCUCAAUCUUUCUUCAAGCCAGACUCAGGAUUAUCUAUAUACAACAAUUACAUUAAUCAGGUUGGUUCUGAUCUUAUUCAAAAUACCGGCAGAUCAAGUAAAGGGUUACUUACUGAAGCGGUUGUAUUGGGAUUUCUUCAAAAUAAUGACAGAAGUUUCGCUAGUUUAAUCUUUGAAAAAGCAAUUGACAACAAAAUAAUCACUUAUGAGCCUGAGAUUUCCACUAUAAAGAAAUUAUUUAAAGCAUAUAGUGACUGUUUUGUUGAAGAUGAAGAUUGGAGUAAGGCAAAGAUUAAGAUGAAGGAGUUUGUAUUGAAGUUCAUGAAAAAUUUAUAA
Messenger RNA from Hemisphaericaspora subhashii, 1473 nucleotides. RefSeq lists its product as uncharacterized. The record is from RefSeq and is a predicted model, not a curated record. The coding region runs from base 1 to 1473 and encodes 490 amino acids. The transcript has a single exon. NCBI's taxonomy places the organism in Eukaryota, Fungi, Ascomycota, Pichiomycetes, Serinales, Debaryomycetaceae.